AAGUCGGAGCCAUUACUGCAGGUCCCGCAGAGCUCGGCGGUCAAGAUGGUGGGCACCGCGCCUGGCAGAUAAGGGUGUGACUUUACCGAGGAUCAGACAGCAGAGUUCAAGGAGGCCUUCCAGCUGUUUGACAGAACAGGCGAUGGCAAGAUCCUGUACAGCCAGUGUGGGGAUGUGAUGAGGGCCCUGGGCCAGAACCCCACCAAUGCCGAGGUGCUCAAGGUCCUGGGGAACCCCAAGAGCGAUGAGAUGAAUGUGAAGGUACUGGACUUUGAGCACUUUCUGCCCAUGCUGCAGACUGUGGCCAAGAACAAGGACCAGGGAACCUACGAGGAUUAUGUUGAAGGCCUUCGGGUGUUUGACAAGGAAGGGAAUGGCACUGUCAUGGGUGCUGAAAUCCGUCACGUCCUAGUCACACUGGGGGAGAAGAUGACCGAGGAGGAAGUGGAAAUGCUGGUAGCAGGGCAUGAGGACAGCAAUGGUUGUAUCAACUAUGAAGGGUCGUGGGUGCUGGUGUGUGGGACCUCUCACCAGUUGAGCAGUCUUGCUUUAGGGUGGUCCUGUGGCCCUGGAGCAUGGAGAGUUGCAUAUGGGGAGGGCUGCCUACCUCAUUUUGCUGCUGUAGCUGAACGCCCCCUGACCCCUUGCUGGGCAGCUUGGAGAGCUUGUCCGGAUGGUGCUGAAUGGCUGAAGACAUUCCCAGUAUCCCGAGCCCGUGCCUUGCCCUGUGUGAGAUUUGUAUAUGGCCCCAAAGGCUUCCUAAGUUCCCUGGUUACAGCACCUUUCCUGUCUGGUUUCUUGGAUGACGUUUGCCAUUGGCAUUCACCAAAUAAACUUGCUCUUUGCCCCUACUUGGUUCUGCUUUCCUUCCUCAGCAGGUGAAGGGGAGGAAAGGGU
Molecule: messenger RNA, 897 nt
Organism: Fukomys damarensis (Damara mole-rat)
Lineage: Eukaryota; Metazoa; Chordata; Mammalia; Rodentia; Bathyergidae
Gene: Myl6
Product: myosin light chain 6
Exons: 7
Coding region: 178-882 (234 amino acids)
Cellular component (GO): myosin II complex
Molecular function (GO): structural constituent of muscle; calcium ion binding
Source: RefSeq, a predicted model, not a curated record